Sphaeramia orbicularis (orbiculate cardinalfish) is the source of this 1708-nucleotide messenger RNA. Its product is annotated as nuclear factor 7, brain-like. The transcript has a single exon. The coding region runs from base 127 to 1392 and encodes 421 amino acids. Gene Ontology annotation, molecular function: metal ion binding; protein binding. The record is from RefSeq and is a predicted model, not a curated record. NCBI's taxonomy places the organism in Eukaryota, Metazoa, Chordata, Actinopteri, Kurtiformes, Apogonidae.
AGUUAGUGUUAGAGUUAGAGUUAGUAUCAGUGUUAGUGUUAGAGUUAGUGUUAGUGUUAAAGUUAGUGUGUGGUGGUCAUCGUGGUUGUGGUCAUCGUGGUCAUCGUGGUCAUCGUGGUGGUCACCAUGUCCAGACGAUGUGAGGAGGACUUGACGUGUCCCACCUGCAUGGGCAUCUUCAAAGACCCGGUCCUCCUGUCGUGCGGUCACAGCUUCUGUAAGAGCUGUCUGCACCGCUGGUGGACGGUCAAACGGACCCGCGAGUGUCCGGUGUGCAGAACCCAGUCCCAGUCCAGGAACCCGCCACCGAACCUGGCCCUGAAGAACCUGUGCGAGAGCUUCGUCCUGGAGCGAGACCAGAAGGCGUCGGAGGCUGAGGAGGGUCUGCAGGAGCUGAAGGACAAGCUGAAGACCCUGAAAGACCGGCUGAAGGUCCUGAAGGAGGCCAGGCAGGAGUACGACCGGGUGACGGAACACAUCAAGAACCAGGUGAGGAGCACGGAGAAGCAGAUCAAGACCCAGUUCAAGAAGCUCCACCGGUUCCUGGAGGAGGAGGAGGAGUCCCGGAUCCGAGCCCUGAGGGACGAGGAGGAGCGCAAGACCCAGGGGGUGAAGGACAAGAUGGAGGCGCUGAGCAGGGAGGUGGCGGCGCUGUCCGAGACCGUCCGGGCCGUAGAGGACGAGCUGGGGGACGGAGACGCGUCCCUCCUGCUCCAGUCCAAAGCGGCGGUGGACAGGAUGCAGCGGCGCCCCCUGCUGGACCCCCUGCAGCUGCGCUCCGCCGCCCUCAUCGACCAGGCCUCGCACCUGGGCAACCUGGCCUUCAACGUCUGGGUCAAGAUGAAGGACGCCGUGUCCUACAGCCCCGUGGUUCUGGACCCCAACUCGGCCGGGUCUCUGCUCAGCAUGUCCGAAGACCUGACCCGGAUCACAGAGGCCGACCUGCAGCUGGUCCCGGACACCGCUGACCGCCUCACCUUCUUCUCCGUCCUGGGCUCCGAGGGCCUGGACUCCGGCUCUCACAGCUGGGACGUCCAGGUCGGGGACAGUCGGUGCUGGGGACUGGGUCUGAUGACCAAGUCCGGACCGGGUCAGGACCUGCGGGAAUCCGAGUCCUGGAGGCUGGUCAACGGCUUGUUUGGACUCACGGCGUUCUCGCCGUCGUAUGAAGCCACCAAACUCCCCGAGAUGCAGAACCUGCAGAGGGUCCGGGUCCAUCUGGACUGGGACGCCGGACGCUUGACCUUUACUGACCCCGACACCGACACACAAAUACACGCCAUCGCACACACCUUCACCGACAAACUGUUCCCGUACUUUUACAACUGGGACGAACGCAGCGUGAGGAUCCUCCCAGGAAGUGUUUCUGUCCACGUCCGAGGACACGUUUAAGACUUUUAUUAGAAAAGAACAAAAAAACACAACAUGAAGCAAAAACAUUCAGUUCAGUCAGUGAAUGCAUCGUCUGAGGCGGAAAAGAAAGGAAUAAUAAUAAAGGAAAAUCUCAACAACACUGGAUUCACAGGACAAACAGGAAAAACAAAAAACACAAGGAAAACUAUACAAAAAAAGUCCAAACCGUCUGUUUUUGUAGUGAGUCAGUCUCAUUAGUCUCUUUUCCAUUGACCCUCUAAUUGCGUGAAUAUAACUUGUGCAUAAAAAUUUACCUUCUGGAAAAAUGACAAUUUCACCAAAACUCUCGUUUUUC